AUGUCACCGAGGAUUGUUUUCUUGCAGACUCCUCAGGGAGGGCUCCUGACAGAGCAGGAGGCACGUGUGCAGGCAGCGCUUGAAGAGCUGAAAUGUGCUGACUGUUGGCCCUGGGAGAAGUAUAGACAAGACGGGGAGACCGAGAGGUCUUCAAAGCGUGGAAUCGCCAUUGAGAACAGCCUCCUCACAGCGGAGGCGCUGUCUGGCCUUUCACAGAUUAUUUCUUGGGGAGCAACUUGGGAGCACAACAUCACAGAUGGACCUGACCUGUCUGUGUGGAAGAUGGCUGGAGUUGACUUCGUGCCAAUGAUUUGGGGCGCAGGCACCAUUCCUUUGGCCGAGGUGGGUGGAAGAUUACAGGAACAAGACAUCCAUGGCUUGUGGCUGGCCAGCGGCCUUCCGAGCUCGAGCUCGGCCUUGCUGGGAUUCAAUGAGCCGAACUUCCCGAACCAGCCGCUGAGCACUGGAAGGAUGUUGAACAAUUGGCGGCUGACUAUGGCAUUUCGACCAUCGUCAGGAGCUCAGCGGCAUAUCCCAGGAAGGAGCAGGGCACGAGAAGAGUUUGGCUUGCCUUUGCAGGUGGAUGCCAUUGGCAUCCAUGUUUUUACAUGCUACGCUGCUGGCCUGAAGUAUCACCUUGACCGCUACCGUAUUUUUGGAAAGCCAAUGUGGAUCACAGAGAUUGCCUGUUCUGACCCUGCGUCACCCGAACGCCUCUCCGCAGAGGGCCAGAUGGCAUACAUGAGGGAGGCAAUACCUCUUCUGGAGGCUGAUGAGGACGUGGCCAAGUACGCAUGGUUCAGCUACUUUAAGGAUGAGUGGGCACAUCCGAUCGUGCCUUCGCUGAAUGGAGAUGCCGGCCUGGUGCAUCCGAAUGGCACACUGACACCCCUGGGCAAUCUCUAUAAUUCCUUUGCAGCCGGAUCCAACUUGACUGAGAUCAACAUCACUGAGCCAGAGCAGCUUGCAAAUUGGAGAAUGAGAUGGAUGAUGAUGGGAGUAUGA
Durusdinium trenchii is the source of this 1005-nucleotide messenger RNA. Lineage: Eukaryota; Dinophyceae; Suessiales; Symbiodiniaceae. The record is from the annotation of a GenBank genome assembly.